UGUUGAGUUUUAACAAGGUUCCAGCCUUCUAGGUUUACCGUUUAUUGAUAAUUUCUGGAUUGCUGAUAACUGCCAAUUUUUGCAGCGAUUGAAUAGGGUCGAAAUAUUUAGUUUCUUACUGUUCAAUCUGCAUGAUUGUAAUGCGUAUAUUUAACAAAGUGUGGAUUUUGAUGCCUGCAGAAGCUCCGUUCGUCAUCCACAUUCCGUCGGGAAAUUGGUCGCUUGGGAUCCAGACCUGGACAGAUUGUUCCUCCGACUUCCUUUCCUAAUUGUUUUCAUCGCUCCGUUAAAUUGGACUUUAUAUGAUGGUUGUAUUGUUACUACUGUGCCGAACCAGCAGUAACGUCAAUCGUAAUGUCACAACGCAGAGCUGCACAUAGUCGUUCGGUAGUAACACUGUGCAGCUGUGUGACAAAUCUCUAAGGAGUACAUCGAGCGAACGCUUGUCGCCGAUUCCGAAGGGAUUGUUCAGCUGUGAUUAAGCGUUUGUCGAAACGAGAGGACAACUGCUCUUGCUAUCAUUUCUUCGGAUAUCAAUCAGUCUGGAUCUCUACAGUUGUAUCCCAGUGUGGACUCCGUGACCUUAUGCGGAUAGCUUCCGGUGAUGGGUUUCGGAACCUUUUUCCGUCGGCGUGCGCGAUGGAUAAAAUAUCUGUUGAUCAUACCAGCGGUGUAUCUGUGUGUAUUUAUACUGAUGAACAAGUCAGAUGGCAGCAGCGGUGCUAGUGAAAGCCAAAGCAAAAACGGAUUACCUGUGAUAGAAGGUGUUGGCUAUGGCAUGCCACAUGUUCCCAAACCUUCAAAACCCAGACAAAUUUAUCGAAGGAAUGGGGAGAAAGAGAAAGAGGCGUCCGACAACGUGCUCGUGCCACCCGGCGUCAACACCGGUAACGAUCCGAAUGGUCCCGGCGAAAUGGGCAAAGCUGUUAACAUCAAGAAAGAAGAAUUAGGACCCAAGGAAAAGACCAAAUUUGAUGACGGUUGGCAGAAUAAUGCCUUCAAUCAGUAUGCCAGUGAUAUGAUUUCCGUUAAGCGAUCUCUCCCGGAUGUGCGUGAUGAACGAUGUCGAGAGGAGGAAAGUGGCUACUUGAAGGACCUUCCGGAUACGUCGGUUGUUGUCUGCUUUCAUAACGAAGCGUGGAGUGUUCUUUUACGGACAGUACACAGUAUUCUCGAUCGAUCGCCAUCCCAUUUGCUCAAAGAGAUCGUUCUUGUCGAUGAUGAUUCGGAUAUGGACCACUUGAAGAAACCACUGGAGGAAUAUAUGACCAAGUAUCCCAAAGUUAAAAUUAUGCGCGCUCCAAAGCGCGUUGGGCUGAUUCGCGCUCGGCUUCUGGGUGCCGAACAAGCACAAGGCGGUGUGAUAACUUUCCUGGACUCGCACUGUGAAUGCGCGCAGGGCUGGCUGGAGCCCCUACUGGAUCGGAUAGCACGCAACUGGACCACGGUCGUCUGCCCCGUUAUUGACGUUAUCGAUGACGCCACCUUCGAGUAUCAUUACGGUCGGGCAUCGGGCACGCAAGUUGGGGGAUUUGAUUGGAAUCUGCAGUUCAACUGGCACGGUAUUCCGGACAGGGAGAAGCAGCGCCGAAAGUACGAUACCGAUCCUGUCCAGUCACCCACCAUGGCCGGAGGAUUGUUUUCCAUUGAUAAGAAAUUCUUCGAACGCGUUGGUACCUAUGAUGAAGGUUUUGAUAUUUGGGGUGGUGAAAAUCUGGAGCUAAGCUUUAAGACAUGGAUGUGUGGCGGAACGCUUGAGAUUAUCCCCUGCUCCCAUGUUGGCCAUAUAUUUCGCAAACGAUCUCCAUAUAAAUGGCGGACCGGUGUCAACGUGCUGAAGCGUAACUCAAUCCGUUUAGCGGAAGUCUGGCUUGACGAGUACAAGAAGUAUUACUAUCAAAGAAUCAAUAAUGAUAUCGGUGACUUUGGUGAUGUGAGCAAGCGCAAAGACUUGCGAGAUAACCUCCAGUGCCAUUCCUUUGAGUGGUAUCUGAAGAACAUUUAUCCGGAGCUAUUUAUUCCCGGUGAAGCUGUGGCUUCUGGCGAGGUGCGUAACCGGGGCGAAGGCGGCCGUUUCUGCCUUGACAGUGCGUCUAAGAAAAACGAUUACCACAAACCCAUUACGAUGUAUCCCUGCCAUAAUCAGAUUCGCAAUAAAGGCGAUGGAAAUAAAUUUUGCAUGGAUGCCAGUACCGAUGAUGUCACUGACCAGCCCGUGGUCAUCAUGUAUCCGUGCCAUCAGCUGGGCGGAAAUCAGUAUUGGAGUUUGUCCAAAGAAGGGGAAAUACGUCGGGAUGAGGCCUGUAUCGAUUUUGCUGGCAAAGACGUCGUGGUGUACCCUUGUCACGGUCAGAAAGGAAACCAGCUGUGGAAUUAUAACCACGAAAGUGGCCGUAUGUUCCAUCCGACCAGCAAUAAAUGUAUGGAAAUGGCGUCGGAUCAUAAAACACUAAAGAUGCUUGCGUGUGAUGAGUCUAACGACCGGCAAAAGUGGAAAUUUCAAGACUAUGAUGCUUCGAAGGCAAUAAAGCACUAAUUUUGCUCCAAAAAGCGCUUGUUUGUGGUUGGUUGUUGAUUUGUUGACUGCAUUAACAUUUCCUGGGCUGGACUUCCCUCUCAGAUUAAUUCUGCGCGCUUCGGCCUCACUGACAUUCCAUUUUUGUGUGCCUUGGAUCCCGGUUGAAUUCCGGCGCAAUAUCUACCCCCAAAAUGACCAGCUAGUUCGCCCGCCGAAACACAAGAUUCCGACUCGUGAUAAUGUAUUUGCAGUAAUUAUUACCAAUUGUCUUUUCCUAGCAGCUUUAAUCGGUUUCGGAAGCAGAUGUUUUUGUUAUUUGGGAAAACGUUUUUUUAUUGUCGAUAUGAAAAUUACGCCUGCGAGUAUAUAAAUAUUCAGGUUA
Messenger RNA from Paramacrobiotus metropolitanus, 2900 nucleotides. RefSeq names its product polypeptide N-acetylgalactosaminyltransferase 5-like. The transcript has 15 exons. NCBI's taxonomy places the organism in Eukaryota, Metazoa, Tardigrada, Eutardigrada, Parachela, Macrobiotidae. Bases 605 to 2536 code for a protein of 643 amino acids. Gene Ontology annotation, cellular component: Golgi apparatus. The record is from RefSeq and is a predicted model, not a curated record.